Messenger RNA from Hyaloscypha bicolor E, 540 nucleotides. RefSeq lists its product as uncharacterized. The record is from RefSeq and is a predicted model, not a curated record. Lineage: Eukaryota; Fungi; Ascomycota; Leotiomycetes; Helotiales; Hyaloscyphaceae. The coding region runs from base 1 to 540 and encodes 179 amino acids. The transcript has a single exon.
AUGGGGCAUUACGACGAGUACAGCCAACCUCCAACAAGAUCUCAAUCGGAUCGUAUUGAUUCUUUUGGUUCUAGCGCAAGUGCACCAGUUCACGACAAACCGAAGAGCAACAAUGGGUCGACUCUGCAGACGAGUGGCCAACGAACAUCUCAACCACAAUCUCGUCCCUCACUCCCAGAGAGAAACAGGUCUGAAAGUGGCAUACAAGCGCCGCAUCUUGGAGAUGUACCUGCACGAAAGCCAACCACGCAAUCGACAAUUGCGGAACUCCAAAACGAGCUUAUGGUAGCACAUAUGCAGUUGGACGAAUUUGUUACGAGAUCUGCCUCAAUGCACUCGAAUGAUCCUUACAGAGUCGGCGACGACAAGAUUGCAAGAGAUAGAGAUCUUGUGGUAGCCGAUGUACGACAAUGGAGCAGAAAUUUCAAUCGUUCUUCCAGAGGAGUAUUGAGAACACUGAUUGCAGGUGAUGAACCGGGGAGACCUUUUGAGAAGGUGUCGAGCGAGUAUGAUCACUACCUCACCAGGCACCCAAGGUGA